This is a messenger RNA of Bubalus bubalis (water buffalo), 2048 nucleotides long. Its product is annotated as cancer/testis antigen 47A-like. Bases 220 to 1101 code for a protein of 293 amino acids. NCBI's taxonomy places the organism in Eukaryota, Metazoa, Chordata, Mammalia, Artiodactyla, Bovidae. The transcript has 2 exons. The record is from RefSeq and is a predicted model, not a curated record.
ACUGUGGCCUGGCUCCACUGCCUGAGGCCCAACUUCCGUUGGACGCUUCCGCCAUUGGCCGCCUACCCUCCCGGUCGUGGGGCCUCCUCUGUGGUCCCUUCCGUGACUGCCUCGGUCCAUCUCAUUUCCCUCAGCCUCCUCUCAGGGCAGCCACUUCGGGUGCCACCACCUGCACCAUUGCCAUCGUCCCCCGCCCGGCUGAGGUAACUGCCAGCUGCCAUGUCUACCACGGGGGAUGGAGAUCUGGCUCCUGGCGGGCAGGAAGGCCCAGCAGGAGCGGCAGGGGCCCAGGCCAGAGCCCGUGACGGUGUGGACCGCAACUCUGAGCCUCGCAGGGGUGACUCCAUGCCUGAGGCUGAGGCGGGUGGAGUUGUGGGGGCCUCAGGAGGCCCGAGGGAGGCGGCCCUGGAGGGCGGGAACGCUGAGGAAGACUCCGACCUCAGGCCGGCUGAGGAGAGGGAGGUGGAGGAGCAGGCGGAGGGCGUGAACCGCAUGGUGGUCUCGCGCCACGUCCCCAUGAGUGGCUUCCGCUUAACGGUCCUAAAUCUGCUGCACUCGAUGGGGAACUGUUUGUCCAACAACCACGUGAUACCUCUACCAAAUGACGACCACGUGUUGGUCUGGCACCAGACCAGGCAGCACUUGUCCGACCACGGCUCAGCCGCCGUGGCCGGGUUAUCCGAGGUCCAGGUGCCAUCGGAUGAAUCGGGGGAGGGGCUGGCUGAGGAAGCCCCGGACCAGGGGGCGCAGCAGGCGGAGGAAGCCCAGGAGGUGGAGGAAGCCGAGGAGGCCUCUUUAUUGGAGACGGCCACCAAGGAGUCUGAGGAGCCCAGCUUGCGGGAGAUGCCACAGGAGCCUGUCGCCCCUGAGAAAACAGCUGAAUGCCAGGAUGAGAACUCCAAAGAAGAGGCGCAGGGCAGCAAAAGUGAGGGGAAAGAAAAGAAGUAUAACAGAAAACAAGAAGAACCAGAAAAGGAUCUGGACCCAGCAAAGGACAGGCCCAGAAAGCCCAGGUAUCUGUGUAUAGCUUUGAAAAUAACCCAGCUAUUCCCAGGCAUUUACCAAUUUUGUUUUUGCUUUUUAAUUCUCGGAGUAAAUUAAGAAAACGUUUGUUUGAAAUUAGUUCAACAACUCAAAUUUACCUAAUGUUUAUAGAACAUUUCUGCACCCAGUAAUAUAAAGAGCAUGAAGUGAAAUAUACUUCAUGGCUUCUCAUUUGUUCUUAUGAGGUCUUUGGUCCUCUAUCUGUAAGACUACCAACAAGUUGUAAAUGUGUCAGUACCUAAGACCAGUAUUUCUUUAGAAAACAGUGACGAAAAGCAGCAGCAACUGGGCUGUGCACUAGUUUGGCCUUCAUUUCUUGACCACAGAAGUGCAGUCUCCUGCACUAAGAGAAGACAGCUUCUAGAACGUAACUACUUACGAAUAGCAAACAGUUCAGAAUUUCAAGUAGGAUGACAUUUAGUGAUUAAUAGUGAAAUAUUUGUUCGGUUGUAGAUGUGUGUAUUUUAUGUGACAGUCAAAAGAAACAGUCAUAGGAUGACUGUUGUUUAUCACUGAGUUGGUAGUGAAGGUAUAUAUCUUGUCUUUAAUGAUUAACAUUUUCUCCCUUGUUUGCAUAAUGGUGUGUUUCAUAACAACAGCCUCUUUCUCAUACGGUAGAUAUGGAAACUGAGGGUCUGGGAGGGUAAGGGAGUAUCAUCUGUGGAGUGAGCACAGGAUUUUAAGGUAGAAAGAGUGAUUUUAGUCCCAGACUAUCCUCUCAAAGGAAGGGGGAUAAAAAAAGCAUUUAUGGUGUUGGGCAAGAGGGAGACAAGGUAGGUAGGAUCACAUGAUUGAAGCCAUCGGGUUGUACAUGCACCCAGUAUCCAGGGUGAAUUUUACAAGAGGAAAAUGUGUUUUUCUUCUCUCCUUGUUGAGAUACAACCCUCAGAUGCAGCAGAUAUACAUAAUGCUGACUGUUUUCUUAGAUUUAGAAAGUUUCUGGUGCUGACUGAUGCUGUAUAACUGUUCAUUUUCUCUCAUUUCUUCCUGCAGUUUGGAAGACU